AUGGGUCAAUCCAACCCUGAAACUCGACUUUUUAUCGAUGGACAGUUUGUGGUUGGGAAACGACACAAAACUUUCAAGAUUCAUAACCCUUACACCGACCGAGAGAUAUGCGAGGUCCAUGAAGCGCUCGAAGAGGACGUUGAUCUUGCCGUGGAUGCGGCGUGCAAAGCGUUCCCAGGAUGGAGUGCCCUUGCAGCCCACGAGCGAGCAGCCUACCUCUUUAAAUUAGCCACGCUCAUUCAGCGCGAUGCGCAGGAGCUUGCUGCGCUCGACUCGGCUUGUAUGGGCAAACCGUUGGAAUUACUCAAGAAAAUGGACAUUCCUGCUUGCGUCGGAGUCUUUAACUAUUUCGCCGGUUGCGCAAAUCACAUCCUGGGCGAGUCGAGUCUCGAGUCGCCGAACUUCCUCAAUGUUACUGUUCGACAACCGUAUGGCGUCGUCGGGCUAAUUAUACCGUGGAAUGUCCCUAUGAUCAUGUUUGCUUUUAAGGUCGCGCCGGCUCUAAUCUGCGGGAACACCGUGGUGCUGAAAUCGUCGGAAAAGGCGCCACUAAGUUCAUUGAAGCUGGCCUCUCUAAUCCAGGAGUGUGGAUUUCCUCGAGGCGUUGUGAACAUCAUCAGUGGUUUUGGAACACCGACGGGAAGCGCGCUCUCACUUCAUAUGAAGAUUCGGAAGAUCUCCUUUACCGGGUCGGUUGCAACGGGCCGAAAAAUUCUGAAAAUGGCGGCCGACUCGAACCUCAAGAACGUUUCUCUCGAACUUGGUGGUAAGUCACCUGCAAUCAUAUUCGAAGACGCCGAUCUCGAUGCCGCGGCCAGGUAUACACACUUCGCCAUUAAUCACAACAGCGGCCAACAUUGUCAGGCGAAUAGCAGAGUACUUGUCCAUGAAUCCGUGGCCGAUCAGUAUAUUGAAAAGCUGCAAAAUCUCAUGUCGAAAGUCAGCCUGGGGGAUCCGUCUGAUCCAGCCACUUUCCAGGGACCUCAGGUGGAUAUGAAGCAACUGGCUCACAUUCAGAGGCUUAUCGCCGCCGGUGAAGCGGAUGGGACUCUUGUUCGUGGUGGACGGCGACAUGGCACUGCAGGCUCCUUCAUAGAGCCAACCAUUCUGAAGAAUGUUCCACAGUCUUCUCUCGCGUACACAGAGGAGAUCUUCGGCCCUGUCAUCAUUGUUAACACUUUCCAAGACGAAUCGCAAGCGCUUGCCGAGGCGAACAAUGUCGAAUUUGGACUCUUCUCAUCCGUCUAUACUAGAGAUUUCGAGAGAGCGCUCCGGGUUUCCAAAGCCCUUGAGGCUGGUGCUGUGGGCGUCAACUGCUCAGUACCAGUCAGAGCUGUGGAUAUGCCGGUCGGCGGAUGGAAACAAUCUGGCAUAGGAAGGGAGCUUUCUCUUCAUGGGACCCCUUCUCAUCUCGAGUUGCGGUUAAGUGCCAUGGAAGAGACGCUCCGAUUGCUCACUUCGAAGUCUAAUACAGGCGGCAAAACUACCGACAGCGACGCCCUGCUCCCACGUACCCAGGGUCUCAUAUCGCCGCAAAAUAGUGGCAACGCCUCUUGGGAGCCUGAUCGCGACUUGAUGGCCGCCCCGUCCGAUUCAAGUCUCUCCUCCUCCACCAUUGGGAUUUGGACGCUAAUUUCAGAAGGUCCUUCCUCAAAUUCUGCUUUUUUUGCAGAUAUUGAUGCUUCCUUGCGGCGGUUACGUCCACUUGCAACUCAACCUUCUACAGCGAAUGCAACCCACGGUUUCCACGACACAUCUUUCUCGCGACCGCCUUCAGUGAACCGACACCGAAGAGCCGACGGCAUUUGUCUAGAAGAUGCGAAUUGCUUUCUGCUACCGCCGCGGGCGACAGUGCUUCGGUAUAUUGACACAUUCUUCUCGGGGUUUGGGAUGCUAUUUCCAUAUCUCUCUCCAAAGGACUUUCGAGAUGCCUUCACCAAAGCGGGGAAUUCUACUUUGUCAGGUGUGAGGCGCUCAUGGCUGUGCCUUCUUAAUACCAUGAUGGCCUUUGCCACCAGUGAAGCUGUUAGCUUCCCGCAAGAAAAGACCGACGCGGAAAUGUUUCUCCAGAGAGCCUUGAAGCUGCUUCCCGACAUUGCUCUCCAGCCUGCCAAUCUCGAAACUCUUCAGGCGCUGUUAUUGAUGCUCCAAUUUUUACAGGGCACGCAGCACUCUGCACGCACUUGGACCGUUCAAGGGCUCUGUACCCAAGCCGCCUUUCAGAUCGGCCUGCAUUCGCCAUCAGAACGCACCAAACAUAAUCCACGGGAGCAAGAGAUUAUGAAAAGGUGCUGGCACAUGUGCUACAUUAUGGACAAGACAUGCUCAAUGACGUUUGGACGGCCACAAACCAUUCCAGAAGAGCUUCAAAGGAUCAGUUUGCCAGUCGACGUCGAUUUGGAUGUAUUGGAUGACGGAGAUUCUCCGUCUCAGUCGUCCAUGCAUAUGCGAAAAUCCUCGUCCGUUGCCGCAUUCAUCGAAUCGGUGAAGAUCUACGCGAUUGUGGGGAAGAUAUUGGAAAGGGUAUAUCAGAACAACGUCAAGACAGAAGAACGACCUCCGAACUCAUUCCUGUUCAACCAAAUCAUGUCACUUGAGGUAGAAUUGGCACGAUGGAAGUCUGCCAUACCCUCUCCUCUGCGCGUCCUUUCCCAGGACGAGGUUCGAUUGGCGGCAGCCAAUCGAAACUCUGCUGAUGACAUUGCGUUCAGCCUUAUUCUCACAUUAAGGUAUCUCCAUACGCGGCUGUUGCUGCAUCGGCCGAUGGCCACCUCCUUCCUCGGACUGGACGUUUUAGAUGAUGGACAUGGGAAGAAGGAUGAUUUCCUCCAACAGUUUGGCCAAUCUAGCCUGGAGUGUUGCCUCAGUUCCGCGCUCGAGAUGAUUGCUCUCUUGUCCGUAGCUUCUGAUCAGAGGUAUCAGUUCCGCCCGUCGACAACAUGGUGGUUUCAAAUCUACUACGCUUUCAGCUCAGCCCUGGUGGUGUUUGCCGUCAUCGUGAUCAACCGCAGAUAUGGAAUGCAGAUAUCUGGUUUGGAGAAUAGAAUCUUGCUCAGCAACAUUCAAGACACGGUCAAAAUCCUUGAAACACUUGGACCUGGUUCUGAUAUUGGCAAUCGUUGCCGCCGGUAUCUGGGGAAAGUCCACCAGUGCUCUUUGCUGCUUCUGAACGACGCAGCUGAUCAUGGGUCUCUUAACAAUCUGGGCACUGUCACUGCCCAUGGGCUUUCUGAGCUUGACUUUUUUGAUCUGUCUCCGUCAGACUGGAUGAAUGGACAAUUUGUUGCUGAAGCGGACCUGGGAAACUUCUUACAGCCUCCUAUCAACAGCAGACGGACCUGGCUCUGAUGAAUUACAGAAGAAUGUGGAUGUGGACCAUCAGUCUCGCUUCCAUGAGUAUAAUGGUUUGCAGAUCUAGUAGAUUUGCUGACUUGAAAAUCCUAAUCGCAUUACGGUAGCCGAUGUCUUUCCAUGUCUCAUCGGAAACGGGCACGGAUUCGAACCACGACCUCAUCUCGGCCACGCUCUCAUAAGGAUAGUCGAC
Messenger RNA from Cladophialophora immunda, 3544 nucleotides. RefSeq lists its product as uncharacterized. NCBI's taxonomy places the organism in Eukaryota, Fungi, Ascomycota, Eurotiomycetes, Chaetothyriales, Herpotrichiellaceae. Gene Ontology annotation, molecular function: aldehyde dehydrogenase (NAD+) activity; DNA binding; zinc ion binding. The record is from RefSeq and is a predicted model, not a curated record. Gene Ontology annotation, biological process: DNA-templated transcription. The coding region runs from base 1 to 3348 and encodes 1115 amino acids. The transcript has 13 exons.